This is a messenger RNA of Polypterus senegalus (gray bichir), 1299 nucleotides long. RefSeq names its product GrpE-like 1, mitochondrial (gene grpel1). Lineage: Eukaryota; Metazoa; Chordata; Cladistia; Polypteriformes; Polypteridae. Gene Ontology annotation, cellular component: PAM complex, Tim23 associated import motor. Gene Ontology annotation, molecular function: protein-folding chaperone binding; adenyl-nucleotide exchange factor activity; protein homodimerization activity. The transcript is spliced from 4 exons. Gene Ontology annotation, biological process: protein folding; protein import into mitochondrial matrix. Bases 60 to 710 code for a protein of 216 amino acids. The record is from RefSeq and is a predicted model, not a curated record.
CGGAAGAAAUUGAUGGCUCUGUUACCCCGGCUCGCGUGCUUGAUUUCAGGUGGUUGAAAAUGGCGCAUUGGAGUUUGAGAGUGUUACGGCAGAGGUGUUUGGUGUCAGUGUCCCAAACGCUUCUGAGAAAUCCAUCAAGGUUCUUGUGCACUGCUGUACAACAGAAAAAUGGGCAAGCAGAAGAUGACCACAGUGGAACACAGAAAACGGAACAGAGCCCUGCUGAGAAACAGUUGGCAGAAGAGAAGGCCAAGUUGGAGGAACAGUUCAAAGAGAUAAAUGACAAGUACAAGCGAGCUCUUGCAGAUACAGAAAACCUACGUCAGCGGUGUCAAAAGUUGGUAGAAGAAGCAAAGUUGUAUGGUAUUCAGGGGUUCUGUAAAGAUCUUCUGGAAGUCGCAGACAUCUUGGAGAAAGCAACAGAAAGUGUUCCAAAAGAGGAGCUGUCUCGUCAGAACCCUCAUUUGAAAAACCUUUAUGAUGGCCUACUCAUGACUGAGGUGCAGAUUCAGAAGGUGUUCACCAAACAUGGUCUUGUUAAGCUAAAUCCACUAGGAGCCAAGUUUGACCCUUAUGAACAUGAAGCUCUAUUUCACGCUGCUGUUGAAGGGAAGGACCCUGGCACAGUAGCAUUAGUUACAAAAGUGGGUUAUAAAUUACAUGGGCGUACGUUGAGACCCGCAUUAGUAGGUGUUGCAAAGGCACCAUAAGUAAAGUAGUAGGCUGUAGAGUGUACCAACACCUGUAAGAAGUUUCAUUGUCUAACAGAUUUUUUUAUCUGUGGCUGAUAUGGGGCAGGAUUCACUGAUAGACACAUUUUGAGGAAAGAAGUUUAUGUUAAAUAAUGAGGGAUACAAGAUCAGAAUAAUUUGUUUGCAAUACAAAUGCACAAAACAACAAAGUGAUAAGAAGUAAGGCCCACAGUAGGUCCUAUUUUGACAUAAUUUACUAGUUAUUCUAUAAACAAAUAUAUAGUUUAAAUAUUUUUUCAAAAUUUCAGUGGUUAAAUUAUUGACGCAAAUCUGGUAGUAUGCUAGAGAUUUAUAAUAAUGGGAAAAAAGUGAUGUUUGGAACCAAUAAAUUGUAUGUUUUAUUUGUUAAUAUGGCCUCUUUUUACAGCUAUGUUCCAGAGUGUUUACCUUAGUGGAUGUCUGACCGUAAACAUUUCUUUCUUUUAAAUGCAUAGACCUGCACUUGAGUAAUAGCAUUCCAAAGUAUUUGAUAUGCAGCUGGUAUUUAAAAUGUGCUUUUCCAAAUAGGAAAAUUGGAAUAAAAAUAAAUUAACUCUUUAAUCAUUAA